CGUCGCCGGUGCGGCCAAUCGGCGUCCCGGAAGGAGCGAGUUUAGGCGACUGAGCCAGUGAAUGACAGCAGCGCCGCCCGCCGGUCGCAGCCGCGGCCCCGCCGGUGUCCCGAGCCUGCUGUCAGCGCGGCGCGCCUUCGUGCCGCGCCUGCCCGCCCGCGUGCCUGUGGCCCAGCGGGGCCUCCCCGCUCUCCCCGGCCCCUGCCCCGCUUGUCCCUCCGCGGCCGGCGCCAUGGGCAGCGAGCAGAGCGCGGAGGCCGAGAGCCGCCCCGGCGAUCUGAACGCCUCAGUGACUCCAUCUCCAGCUAAACAUCGGGCCAAGAUGGAUGACAUCGUGGUCGUGGCUCAGGGCUCUCAGGCCUCCAGGAAUGUCAGCAAUGACCCUGAUGUCAUCAAGCUGCAAGAGAUCCCAACCUUCCAGCCUCUUUUAAAAGGGCUCCUGAGUGGACAGACAUCCCCGACAAAUGCCAAGCUGGGGAAGCUGGACUCUCAGCAGGUGCUGCAGCUCUGCCUACGGUACCAGGAUCACCUGCACCAGUGUGCAGAAGCGGUUGCCUUUGAUCAGAACGCUCUCGUCAAGCGAAUCAAAGAGAUGGAUCUGUCCGUGGAGACCCUCUUUUGCUUCAUGCAGGAGCGCCAGAAAAGAUACGCUAAGUAUGCGGAGCAGAUCCAGAAGGUGAAUGAGAUGUCGGCUAUACUGCGCCGCAUUCAGAUGGGCAUUGACCAGACGGUGCCACUGAUGGAGAGGCUUAACAGCAUGCUGCCGGAGGCCGAGCGCCUGGAGCCCUUCAGCAUGCGGCCUGAGCGUGAGCGGCAUUAGCAGGCAGGCACCCGCCUCCCGGGGGAAGCAGCUCCACCAGCAGCCGCCUGGGCCCUGAUGUUUGCUUAGAUACAUUUGACCUACACGGACUUUCCCGCAACCAUCAUUCUUAAUAACCGAAGUUGGGACAGUUGAAUUCCUGUGAAUUCUUUAAAGAACUUUGCAUCAAGAGCUAUUUUUAUUUUGCUCAGAUUUUUUUAAAUUAAAAGUUAUAUAGAGUAAGUAGCUCCUGCAACGAAACUGGAGAAAACAUUAAAGAAACCGUGUUCUCCUUGGCA
Molecule: messenger RNA, 1098 nt
Organism: Phodopus roborovskii (desert hamster)
Lineage: Eukaryota; Metazoa; Chordata; Mammalia; Rodentia; Cricetidae
Gene: Borcs5
Product: BLOC-1 related complex subunit 5
Exons: 4
Coding region: 62-820 (252 amino acids)
Biological process (GO): lysosome localization; organelle transport along microtubule; positive regulation of anterograde synaptic vesicle transport
Cellular component (GO): BORC complex; cytoplasmic side of lysosomal membrane; synaptic vesicle membrane
Source: RefSeq, a predicted model, not a curated record